UGUUUCCGGAAGUGCUCGGCGCGGGCAGAGCCGGGUUCAGGACGCUGCAGAGCGGGGCUCCGGCCGGGCUGGUGCGGGCUGCGGGGAUGGAGAUCAUCAGGAGCAAUUUUAAGGAUAACCUAAAUAAAGUGUAUGAAGCCAUCGAGGAAGCAGACUUUUUGGCUAUUGAUGGCGAAUUUUCAGGAAUCAGUGAUGGGCCAUCUGUUAGCACAUUAACCAAUGGCUUUGACACACCAGAAGAAAGGUAUCAAAAACUUAAAAAGCAUUCCAUGGAUUUCUUGCUUUUUCAGUUUGGCCUUUGUAGUUUUAAAUCUGACCACACAGAAGCUAAAUAUAUAAUGAAAUCAUUUAACUUCUAUAUUUUUCCAAAACCCUUCAAUAGAAGUUCACCAGAUGUCAAGUUUGUCUGUCAGAGUUCAAGUAUAGACUUUUUAGCAAACCAAGGUUUUGAUUUUAAUAAAGUUUUUCGUAAUGGAAUCCCAUAUUUAAAUCAGGAAGAGGAAAGACAAUUACGGGAGCAGUAUGAUGAAAAACGUUCUCAGGCAAAUGGUGCAGGGACCCUAUCGUACAUUUCCCCUAAUGCCACAAAGUGUCCUGUGACUAUUCCUGAGGAUCAGAAAAAAUUCAUUGAGAGAGUGGUGGAGCAAAUAGAAGAUUUGAUACAGAAUGAAGAAAACAAGAGUUUGCAGUUGGAGCCGUGCACAGGAUUUCAGAGGAAACUAAUUUAUCAGACCUUGAGCUGGAAGUAUCCAAAAGGUAUCCAUGUUGAAACUCUGGAGACCGAGAAGAAGGAAAGAUACAUUGUUAUUAGCAAGGUAGAUGAAGAAGAGCGCAAAAAAAGAGAACAGCAGAAACAAGCAAAAGAACAGGAAGAACUCAGUGAUGCAGUGGGAUUUUCCAGAGUCAUUCAUGCCAUUGCUAAUUCUGGCAAACUUGUUGUUGGACACAACAUGCUACUGGAUGUCAUGCACACGAUCCACCAGUUUUACUGUCCCCUACCUGAAGACCUAAGUGAGUUUAAGGAGUUAGUGGCAUGUGUCUUUCCCAGACUAUUGGACACUAAACUGAUGGCAAGUACGCAACCUUUUAAGGAAAUUAUUAACAACACAUCCCUUGCAGAACUGGAAAAGCGUUUAAAAAAGAUUCCAUUCAACCCUCCUGAAGUUGAAAGUGCAGAAGGGUUUCCAAGUUAUGACACAGCUUCUGAACAACUUCAUGAAGCAGGCUAUGAUGCUUACAUAACAGGACUGUGUUUCAUCUCCAUGGCUAACUACCUAGGUUCAUUUCUCAGUCCUCCGAAAGAUCAUGUAUCUGCUAGAUCAAAACUCAUUGAACCCUUUUUUAACAAGUUAUUUCUUAUGAGGGUAAUGGACAUACCAUAUCUCAAUUUGGAAGGACCAGACUUGCAGCCAAAACGAGACCAUGUUCUUCAUGUUACAUUUCCCAAAGAGUGGAAGACUAGUGAUCUUUACCAGCUUUUCAGUGCCUUUGGAGGAGUAAGCGGAGUCGACGGGGGAGCCGCGGCAGUCAACUCGCCGCUGGGAGGACAGCCAGGUAACAUUCUGGUAUCUUGGAUUGAUGAUACAUCAGCAUUUGUGUCACUUAGCCAGCCAGAACAAGUACAAAUAGCUGUAAACACCAGCAGGUAUGCUGAAAGUUAUAGGAUCCAGACCUAUGCAGAAUAUGUUGAGAAAAAACAUGAAGAGAAACAGGCAAAAAGAAAGUGGACAGAAGAUAGUUGGAAGGAGAUGGAGAGAAAGCGGUUAAAAACGCAAUACACACCAUACAUUCCCCAGAGUCGGUACUACUGUGUUAACAGUUUUACAGCUACCAGCACAAUGGGGAAAAGAAGUAUGAGUCCUAUUCAAGAGGAAACUGGCUCUGAUGAUAUAGAAGAGAGAGAAAUCCAAGACACAGAGCUUGAUGAAACAGAUUGCUGUGCAGAGUCUGUUCCAGAGGGAAGGAAGAGAGCCAAAAAGUUCAAAAAAGUCAAGGAGCAAGAUCCAACAGGAAGCAUCACAAGUGGUUCCACAGAACUCUUUGACGUUCCUGACUCGUGGUAGCCAACAUCUGUAUUAAUAAAAAGUGACGCUGAUUCAAAGCAAUUGCAAGAGUAUACCACUUGGAAGCCAUACUUAAUUUAAAUAAAAAGUGGUGUUAAAGAAGUAUGUCUCCUGAAAAUCAGUUUAAUUUUUUAAACUGUCUACUGAACAAUCACUGUCAGUUUUACUCGUGUAUUAACUAGUUUACAAUUCUGUCUGUUGAUCAUGUGAAAUCUUUGCUGUCAUAAACAAUGUUAGAUUUAAGAAGGCUAAAUGUGUUUUGGUCACCUAUUAUGGCAUGUUGGCUAUGAAAUACACAAAAAGAAUCAGCACUAUUAUGAAUUUUGUUAGGCUGUUUCCUGUGCUUGAGGGGAGUUAUCACACAAGUCUUCUCAUCAGAUGUUCGGACAAUAUGAGUACACUAUCAGUAGUCCUGAACAGGUAAACCUCAGUAUCGGUUACUGCUUUCUACCAGUUACCCUGGAAACCUUACAGUGUUUGUCCUUUUUCCCCAGUAGGAAGACUUCAGCCAGUAUCUGUCUGGAAACUAAUCCUACACAUAUACUAUCCUUUUGUCCUCUUGGAAAAAUUUAACUUAUACUUUCCUUAAAAAAAUAGAAAGAGAGA
Chelonoidis abingdonii (Abingdon island giant tortoise) is the source of this 2669-nucleotide messenger RNA. Lineage: Eukaryota; Metazoa; Chordata; Testudines; Testudinidae. The record is from RefSeq and is a predicted model, not a curated record.